ACAGCUUACCUGACUACCAUGUACAUUGAAAGCAAUAGCAAAUCUAACAGCAUGUUUCUCCAAGCUGUUACAGAAAAUGAUGUUAUGUCCUAUAUUGGGAAGCUUAAGAAUAAAAAGACUCUCGUUAUUUAUCAAAUGAGCAGCUAAGCCUUGUAGAGAACAUACAGAGAACAUUAGAGAAUGAAUGUAUAUACAUGUUGGGGUAUUUACAGAUUUAUCGAAAACUUUCGAUUGUAUAUCCCACCCCAC
Acanthoscelides obtectus is the source of this 249-nucleotide messenger RNA. The record is from the annotation of a GenBank genome assembly. Lineage: Eukaryota; Metazoa; Arthropoda; Insecta; Coleoptera; Chrysomelidae.